Ruditapes philippinarum (Manila clam) is the source of this 2303-nucleotide messenger RNA. RefSeq lists its product as uncharacterized. The transcript has a single exon. The coding region runs from base 132 to 1142 and encodes 336 amino acids. The record is from RefSeq and is a predicted model, not a curated record. Lineage: Eukaryota; Metazoa; Mollusca; Bivalvia; Venerida; Veneridae.
GUAACACGUAUUUUUUGUGUUCGUGCAAUCAUUGCUAUUUUACUGGAAUUUACAGUGAUUAAACAUAUGAAAAGGAUUUUGUAAAGUUUCUAGUUAAUGUUUGUUAUAUUGGAUAUUUCUAAUAGUCAUAUAUGGGAGGAAAAAAAAAGAAAAAUAAACGCAAAAAGAGUGACGAUAGUGUAGACAAUAAAAGUUUUUGCAAGGCGGGAAGAUUUUCUCACUCACCAGAUUUUCAAAACGUACCUGUGAGUAACAUUUUAAGUCAAGCAAAUUCAGUAUUGUUUGAAAAUGAAGAUCAACUUAAUUUGAAAGUACUUUUUGAAGGGAAUAGCUCUAUUGAUUCUGAUACAGACACAGGUCCUGACACAGGUCCUUUUCUUACACCCCACCCACCUCAAGAUCUAAUGGUGACAAUGGAAAAUCCGUCAAAUUGUGAUAUAAUGAACUGUUUAAAAGGUAUUGACAAUAAGUUAAUGAAUAUUGAUAGUCGCUUGAAAAAAUUGGAAAUCUUAGAGCGAAAAGUCGACAAAUUUGACGAAGAAAUGAAGAAACUUUGGAAUUUUGUACAUGAUAAUGCCAAAAAAGUAAACGAGCGUUUAGAUCAGGUGGAGGAUAAAGUUGAAGCCAGUGACUUUUCCGUUGGUCUUGUGAAUGAUAAAGUGAUAGAGUUACAAAGAGAGAAAGAUUUGCUGAGGGACGAAGUUGUUUAUCUUCAAUCGCAAUCCAUGCGGAACAAUCUUAUAUUUACAAACAUCGAAGAGGCCCCGACAGAAACCCCUGAUGACACGGAAAAAACAUUAAGAUCGUUUUUAACAAAUAAAAUGAAACUCGCCCAAAAGUUUGUGGAUGACCUACAAUUUGAAAGAGUGCAUAGAAUCGGAGCUAAAACAAAUCACUAUAGUAGAAAAAUAGUGGCAAAAUUCUCGCUCUUCAAGGAAAGGGAAUAUGUCCGUAAACAAUGGAAAUCAUUACAGGGAUCAAAUUAUUUCGUUCAGGAACAAUUUCCAAAAGAGGUAAAUGAUAUAAGGAGAAAGCUUAUACCUAAGCUAAAGGAGGCCAAACAAGCAGGGAAAAGGGCGUGGUUAGCAUAUGACACCCUAUACAUAGAUGGAAAACCGAUGAAAGGGGAUGAGUCGAGCUAGGGAUUCGAGGAAGAUGGACUGGAUAUUUUAUCAUGGAACGUAAACGGUUUAACCUGUGAAAAGAAAAAUGACAGUGAGUUUGUUAAUUUGAUCUCAAAAAAUGACAUUAUAUUUUUAUAUGAGUCUUGGACCAACAAAGAUAGUGAUAUUGAACUUUCCAAUUAUGUAUCUUAUAACUUUUACAGAAAAUUUCAAAAUAGAAAUGCGAGAAGAAGUAGUGGAAGAACUGUUUUGUACUUUAAAGAAUGUUUAAAACCAGGUAUAGAGGUGGUUCGUACACAUUAUGACACUAUUAUUUGGUUGAAAUUAAACAGACAUUUUUUUCAUUUUGAAUCUGACGUUUAUAUAUGUGGUUUAUACAUCUGGUGCCAAGAUUCGCCAGCAUAUAGUGUAGUCCCUGUUGACCUGUUUGAUAUUUUACAAAAUGAUAUAUAUGACUUUGAAAAUUUAGGUUCCGUAUACCUGGUUGGAGAUUGCACAAAUCUGAGAAAAUUCAGUAAUUUAACCUUCAAGGUCAAGGUCAUUAAAGAGCCCAAGCAAAUUUGGGUUUGAUAAACAACAAGGUCUGGUCCUUAAGAAUGUUCUGUUAUAAUAUGAAGUUGAUCCCUUCAAUAAUAGCAAAGUUACAGUCAGUUACCGCCAAAACAAUGAAAAUUUCAAUAAUUUGACCUUCAAAGACAAUGUCAUUAAUAAGUGAAGGUCAAGGCCUUUCGGUAUAUUUUUAACAGUUAUCUUUGAAGAUUAUUAUGUUCAAGUUUCAAGACAAUCCAUUCAAAAAUAACAAAGUUACAGCCAAUAAUAGCCAAAAAAAUGAAAAUUUCAAUAAUUUGACCUUCAAAGUCAAGGUCAUUUAUGAGUGAAGGUCAAGGUCUGUCUAGUUAUUUUUAAGGGAUAUUCCUGAAGAUAAUUAUGUUCAAGUUUGAAGACAAUCCAUUCAAAAAUAACAAAGUUACAGCCAAUAACAGCAUGAACAAGCAAAAAUUGGACUUUUAACCUUGAAGGUCAAGGUCAUUUAUGGAUGAAGGUCAAGGUUAGUGUGGUCUACUGAAAGGUCUUGUCCCAAAGGUUGUUGUGGCCAAGUAUGAAGACAAUACACCAAGAAAUAAAAAAGUUAUGAUCCAGGUACAAGUUUGCGGACGGCAACGACAACGGCAACGCCGA